Molecule: messenger RNA, 591 nt
Organism: Lodderomyces orthopsilosis Co 90-125
Lineage: Eukaryota; Fungi; Ascomycota; Pichiomycetes; Serinales; Debaryomycetaceae
Product: peroxiredoxin
Exons: 1
Coding region: 1-591 (196 amino acids)
Biological process (GO): cellular response to stress; hydrogen peroxide catabolic process; cell redox homeostasis
Cellular component (GO): cytosol
Molecular function (GO): thioredoxin peroxidase activity
Source: RefSeq, a predicted model, not a curated record
AUGGCUUUACAAAUUCAAAAACCAGCUCCAGCUUUUAAAAAGACCGCUGUCGUUGACGGCGUUUUCGAAGAAGUUUCAUUGGAACAAUACAAGGGUAAAUGGGUCAUUUUGGCUUUCUUCCCAUUGGCUUGGACUUUUGUUUGUCCAACCGAAAUCAUUGCCUACUCAGAUGCUUUUAAGAAGUUUGCUGAAAAGGAUGCUGAAGUUUUGUUUGCUUCCACUGAUUCCGAAUACACUUUGUUAUCAUGGACCAAUGCCGAUAGAAAAGAUGGUGGUUUGGGUAAGUUGAACAUUCCAUUAAUUGCUGAUACCAACCACUCCUUAUCAAGAGAUUAUGGUGUUUUGCUUGAAGAUGAAGGUGUUGCUUUAAGAGGUAUCUUUUUGAUUGAUCCAAGAGGUAUUUUGAGACAAAUUACCAUCAAUGACUUGCCAGUUGGUAGAUCAGUUGAUGAAUCUUUGAGAUUAUUGGAAGCUUUCCAAUUUACUGAAAAAUACGGUGAAGUUUGUCCAGCUAACUGGCAACCAGGUGCUGAUACCAUCAAAGCUACCCCAAAUGAUUCAAAGGAAUACUUUACCAAGGCAAACAAAUAA